AUGUGUUAUGCUUCUUACAUGUAACUCAUCCCUAGCCCUCACCUUGUCUGUAUACAAUACAUGUCAUGCCCGGGUGGACCCACUCAACUUGAACUUUGACUUUGGCAAGACGGAUAAUUACCGGACGGUAUUCGUCACGGUUGUUAGUUUAUGCUCGAGGACCUAGAAGCAACAUGGCUUAUCUCGCUCUGCUGCUUGUUUGUCUCCAAGGAGCUCUUCCACAUACGGUGACAACUGCUCAGUUCAGAGGUGGUGAUGUGCGUCUGGUCGGCGGCUCCUACCAGUGGGAGGGACGAGUGGAAAUAUUCUUAGCUGGAUCAUGGGGCACUGUCACUGACUCUGACUGGACCAGUGAAGACGCACAGGCUGUCUGUCACACCAUGGGAUACUUCAGACCUGACCCCAGAAAGUAUCAAAAACUGGCAUCUACAGAGUAACAUUAUAGGGUCUCUAAAAUAUACUGGAGCAUACUUCGGACAAGGAAGUGGCCCUGUCCAUUUUGACCACGUUGUGUGCUCUGGCAUGGAAUACAACUUGACUGACUGUGAGACAGGGACAGGAACAAGACAGAGCAGCCAUGAUGAGGAUGUGGGAGUCAAAUGCAACACAAUUGAUGAAAAUUAUCGCAAUGGUGACAUUCGUCUGGUGGGAGGACCUCACAACUGGGAGGGUAGAGUGGAGAUAUUCUGGAAUGGAACAUGGGGAACUAUCAGUGAUGUUGACUGGGGUAUGUCAGAAGCUCAGGUUGUGUGUAAACAACUUGAACUACCUUUGGAAGGUUCAGUGCCAUCCCCCUAUGGUCAAGGCAGUGGUGUCAUUAGGAUAACCUCAGUCAACUGUUCUGGAUCUGAAAAUAAUGUUAUACGAUGUUCUCUGUCUAUGGGGUCCUCAUCAAACCAUCAGAAUGACGUGGGAGUUAAGUGUGGAAAAGGUGCCGACUACAAGCAUGGAGAUAUUCGUCUGGUGGGAGGAUUCUAUAGCUGGGAGGGCAGGGUAGAGAUAUACCUCGAUGGAGUAUGGGGUACCAUCACUGCCAAUAGCGCAGAUGGGGAAGAUGGAGCUCAUGUAGUUUGCAGACAACUUGGUUAUGAUACACACUAUGGUUUUGACAGAAACUACUAUGAAGCUCAUUUUGGAGAAGGUGUUGGAACAAUACAUCCUUACCGAUUGGGAUGCUCUGGCACUGAAUACCGACUGGUUCACUGUUAUAUUGUCUCUAGGUCAUGGUAUCACAAUAAAGAUUGGAGUGUUUCAUGUCUCAAUGAUGUCCCUGAAGAAGGAGAAGUAAAGCUCUUCGACAGAAGGAAUAAUUACAACAGAGGUCUGCUGCAGGUAUGGCUGAAUGGGAGAUGGGGAGUGGUGUCUGAUACGGCGUGGACAAUUGAAGACACAAAUACUGUAUGUCGCCAGCUUGGAAGGAAUGGUAUAACAUCAACUGAUUCUGAUUACAGUACCGACUUACCUGUUGUCAUGAGUAACGUCAUGUGUGUGGGGACUGAGUCAAGACUGAUAGACUGUCCCUACACCACUGGAGGUAGUGGGUCUCCUGUGAGCCUCGGGUGUACUUAUUUCGCUCCUUGUGCCCAUGGAGAUGUGAGACUCACAAACGGUCAGUCAGAGAAUGAAGGGAGACUAGAAAUUUGCAACUCAUUCUCUGUUUGGGGCACUGUAUGCAACAAACACUGGACUCAGGCCGUCUCAAAGGUCGCCUGUCACUCCUUUGGAUAUGGCUACGAAGAAGGGUCAUAUCACACAUACUCCACGUUCAAUCGGAUACCAGCCACCUUUGCAAUUGCUGCAGACUAUGUGAGAUGUUCAGGGUCAGAGAACUCACUGAGGGAGUGCACUUACUUCAGCCACAGCUUUUCUGAGUGUAGCCACAAUGACGAUAUUGGAAUUAUCUGUCCACCAGCAAACUGUGAAGAUAGAGACAUCAAGUUACGAGGCACAGCAGGGUCUGAAAAAGAAGGACUUGUUUUAGUUUGCAUCAACAAAAAGAUGGGGUCCUAUUUGCCAGAUCAGUAACGAGGCAAUUACAAAGACUCUGUGCCGUCAACUUGGAUAUACUAAUAGAGAUGGGCACUACUAUUGGAAAGGGGGAAGAGUAAUGCCAGCUCAAAACCUAGCACUGGAUUGCCAAGGCGAUGAGUCUCGUAUAUUUGACUGCACCAAUAGUCGCAGUGUUCCAAGACGUUGCCCUUAUUUCGACCUCGCCUAUAUUUCAUGUGAACCAGGUAUCACUUCUACAAAAACUGUUUGAAGCUAAAAAUUUUAGCUAACCCAACAUUUUGUAUGUUGUAGUGUUGACUUCUUUUCUUAGCAAGCUGUACGGAUGGGCAAGUGAGACUGGUGGAUGGAGUGACAGAUGUGGAGGGGAGGGUUGAGAUUUGCUUCAGUAGGAGAUGGGGGACCAUCAGUGGUGAUGGGUGGACUCAGACAGAGUCUACUGUCAUCUGUAAUAACCUCGGAUAUGAGGCCACUGGCAAUGACUAUUCAGUGAGGCCAGCCACAAACUCAAUGCCAGUGUUCAUAAAGACUGUCAGAUGUGCUGGUAGACAGCUGAGCCUCUUGGAAUGUGGCUUCAUAAGAAAUCUUACACACAGUGUCCACUUGGAAGACGUUGGAGUCAAAUGCAAAAAGUCUGAAUGUGAUGAUGGUGACCUGAGAUUGGUGGGAGGAGACUCAGAGAAUGAUGGGUUAUUGCAGGUGUGCUUCAGUGGGAGAUGGGGAACUGUCAAUGUAGAUGGAUGGACAGAUGUGGACACUCAAGUUACCUGCAGACAACUUGGAUUUAACAAUGCUGGGCUGUACUCAGCAAAUGCUGCCAGAAAGGCUCUCUCCACUCCAAUAUACAUGGACAAUGUUGGCUGCUAUGGAGCUGAAGCCAGACUCACCGACUGUGCCUAUUACAGAGACACCAGUGAAGACAGCCACUCUGGAGAUGUGUGGAUUGACUGCAGCAGCAGUGUUAACAGUAUUGAGUCCGACAACAACACAGCAACGGAUAGUGGUGAUAAUGUCACAGGCUUCAUUGUGGCUCUAGUUGCUUUAGUUAGCUUGGUUCUUUUGUCAAAUAUUGCAUUUGUUAGUUACAUUUCUGCUCAAAAGGAUUACACAAGAAAAUUAGAGUCUACUAUAAACAUUCUGCUCAAGGCAAAGGGGAAGCUAAUAUUAAUAUACCUGAUGAACCGGACUCCAAAGACUAUGAAAUUCCAAAGCCCACUGCAACUACACAAGAUGCUCACUAUGCUAAUCUGUCAUCUAGUGCACCAGCGAAACCUUCGGGCAUUUACCAGCCACUGAAAAUGAGCACACUAGAGAGGGAGAGUUGCUACACGGCUCCACAGAAAGCCAUCGGAGUAAAUGGCGGUGGUAAAGGGUAAAACCCUCCUCUACCAGUGUGUCAUUCUGGCAAUAGUGCUACCAACUACGCUAAUGCAAAACUAUUACACAUUAAUGAUUUAUUGUUGGUGAUUGAAUGAUUUAUGUCUUUUUUGUCUCUGUUGUAGCUAGCUAUCAUUCUGUUUUUGCA
Messenger RNA from Geodia barretti, 3532 nucleotides. The record is from the annotation of a GenBank genome assembly. NCBI's taxonomy places the organism in Eukaryota, Metazoa, Porifera, Demospongiae, Tetractinellida, Geodiidae.